AAAAUUGUUUGCUUGAGAUUCCUUGGAAUGAUAUUGUGCAGAUGAGAAGAGGAUGAGCCGAAGUUCCUUACACAGUGCAUUGGAUAAAACGAGAAGAGGGAACAGAGGCGUCUGUUUCAAGUCGCUUUCGUGCAAUUGAGGAUCUUCAUCAUCAUAUCUUUCUCCAGGCGUCACUAUAACCCAUCUGCCCCACAGCUCCAUCCAAAUCUCAGGGAAUAUUGUACUGUGUUCAUAAUCUGUGGUCCUCGUUUCAAGUAUUUGAUUCCAUUAAAAAAUCUCACAUCCUUCUAUAAUCUAUACAUGACAUGAAACAGAGAUCCUUAUCACCAAAAGCCAAAAGGCCUGCCAUAGCAACGUGCUUCUUCUUCUUCUUGUCACGACCGCCAAAAUGACGACGAAGCAAUCCAACCCAGCAGAUGUGUUCUCCUCUGAGAGCUGGUUGGACGAUGCCUGCAUUCUCGACAUCGACUUCUUCGUGAAAACUCUCUCAGGCGUUAAAUCAAAAGGCGUGUGUCCAGACCUAAUCGGCUCCAUUAUCACUCACUACGCCUCUAAAUGGCUCCCCGAAGUCUCUUCAAUCGACGUCGCGGAACGCAGCCUCACCCAAUUCCAAGAAUCCCCCGAAAGAGUCGCCGUUUCGUGGAUGAAGAAGCGCUUCUUCGUCGAAACCCUAUUGGGUGUUCUGCCUCCGGAGAGAAACUCGAUCCCCUGCAAUUUCCUGCUUCGCCUCCUCAGAACAGCCAACAUGGUGGGCGUUGAGGCCGCGCAUAGAUCGGAGCUUGAGAUGAGGAUUUCGUGGCAGCUGGACGAGGCAUCGUUGAAGGAGCUAAUGAUUCCUUCUUUCAAUCACACUUGUGACACAUUGUUGGAUGUAGAGCUUGCGAUUAGGUUGGUGAAUGGGUUCGUGAGUUUGGAUCGCGAAGGUGCUAAGAGUGGUGCUGCUUUGGUUAAGGUGGCUAAGUUAGUGGACUCGUACCUGGCCGAGGCCGCCAUUGAUGCCAAUUUGAGCUUGUCUGAGUUCGUUGCGCUUGCAGGAGCUCUUCCUACGCAUGCAAGAGCUACAGACGAUGGAUUGUACAGAGCCAUUGACACUUACCUUAAAGCGCAUCCAGGAGUAUCGAAGCAAGAAAGGAAGGUCAUGUGUAGACUGAUAGAUAGCGCCAAACUCACGCUCGAGGCGUCGCUUCACGCUGCUCAAAACGAACGCUUGCCGGUCCGAGCAGUCUUACAGGUUCUCUUCUCCGAGCAGACCAAACUGAAUCGCCAGCUGGAGCCGGAGCCGCCCGCGAGGUGCGUGUCGAGGCGAGAGACCUUGGGGCAACAGGUGAAGGAGAUAAAGAAGCUGAAGGAAGAUGUGGUGAGGCUGCAAGGACAGUGCAACGCGAUGCAGGCUCAGAUGGAAAGCAUGGCAGAGAAGAAGAAGCUGGGAUUCUUCAGGUGGAAGAAGCUAGUGUCGGUGCCUACCUCCGCCGCCGCCACUGCCGCAGGUGGCGGUGGCUUAAGUAAGAGUGUGGAGAUGAGCAACACUGAAGAUGAUAACGACGAUAAUGGUGUUGUUGGGCUUCGGAGACAAGCGCCCAUGGAGGUAAGGACGAGGAUGGUCGAAGGUCAGACUCGUCAUCCCAGGUGGAGGAGAUCCAUGUCCUGAAUCAUUGCUGAAUAGACUGUACAGGACUAGAGUCGUAGUGUUAUUAUUGCAAAAUAGUCCAGGCCAUAGCUAUACAUGUAAUCGUCCUUUUUAGGCCAAAGCUGUAUAUGUAAUCUGAUUUCUUUGAGUCAAACAUACCAAGCUUGUACUGUUACUAAUGUUGAGACUUAACUGCACCAAGGUUGCCUUCUCUCCA
Prosopis cineraria is the source of this 1844-nucleotide messenger RNA. RefSeq names its product root phototropism protein 3. Lineage: Eukaryota; Viridiplantae; Streptophyta; Magnoliopsida; Fabales; Fabaceae. The record is from RefSeq and is a predicted model, not a curated record. Bases 389 to 1648 code for a protein of 419 amino acids. The transcript has 2 exons.